Messenger RNA from Oncorhynchus mykiss (rainbow trout), 5091 nucleotides. RefSeq lists its product as uncharacterized. The record is from RefSeq and is a predicted model, not a curated record. NCBI's taxonomy places the organism in Eukaryota, Metazoa, Chordata, Actinopteri, Salmoniformes, Salmonidae.
ACUCUCCUGCAGGGGGCGCCACUCUGAAAUAGUAUUUUUCAGAGGAGCAUCUGGUCGCGGUAGUGAGGGGUGGUGAUAUCUAAAGUGCUGUGGCCACCCCCUGCCUGGCUGACGGUCGCAGCUAGCGCACUGUCACGACGGAGCACAUUCUGAGCAAAAGGCUCAGGUUAUAUUUUUGGACUGCCAUGGAGACUGGCCCUUCCAUAUGUAGGAAGGGUGUAUAGUUGUGCUCAACAUGAGCCUCCCGCUCUGAUAAUCCGGGCCGGGACAAGCAGGCAGCAGCCGGCCGAUCCCAAGCAGCAGACACACAGGGGACUCCCCUGUCGGGAGUGUGUUGGUCAACGGUAAGAAGAAUAACCUGGGGUUUAAACUGCUCAUGGCUGCCAGUUAUAGCAAUGUCAAUGAACCAGGCCUGCUUUUCCAGCAGUACCCUCCAGCUCUACUGCCCAAGCCUGGCAAGGAAAAUGCUAGACUCCAGAAACUACUCAAGAAAACGGAGAAAAAAAUCAAGAAAAAAGCCGCUCCUGAGAUCGCAAAGACACCUGUCCCUUUCCGCUCAAGCCUCUCUCCUGUGAAUGAAGCAAGUCCUGACUUGGAGCACAGUGACCACUCAACCCCUCCCAAAACUCCAGAGGCAUCCUUCUACACACAGCACCCCAGAUUUUCUGUCAGGCCAGUCUAUCGUCAUGUGGCAUCCCCUUAUCCGCAGCAACGAGGAGCCACUUUUGGUGGAACAGCAAGGUUCGCCCCACAGCUGUAUGCUGCUCCAGCCCCCACCUUCCCCCAAUAUGUGGCCCCACUCUACACAUUUACUCCAACACCCCCGUCAGCCGCUCCAGGGCCAGCCUUGCAUGAAUUGGCACCCAAAAUGCCUGAGCAAACGUCCUCUGUGCUUGACGUGACAACGACAGCUGCUGCUCAAAUUGCUCCUCCAGUCACUGCUUCAGUACCUCAUCCACUCAGUGCUCCAGUUGCUCUCGUCACAGUCACUCCUGCUGCCACACAACCUACUCUGCGAAUAGCCCCAGUAGUAAUACACCGCAAAAGUCCAAGUCCACGUUUUAAAGCUACCGAAGCUGCACUAAAAGCACCCAAAUCGAUGUUUGAUGUCCCUCAAAUUAGGGUCUAUACAGCAUCUAUGUCCCCCCUCCAUGAUUAUAGUGGAUCAAAGACAUCUACUGCAGACGCAUUAUCUCUGAGUAUAACACCCACAUCAGAAAUCACAAGAGCUUUUACACCAACUGCUGAAAUCAAAAGGAGUGCAACACCUACAUCCGGGGUAAAAAGAGGUUUAACACCGACACCUGGACUCCAAAGGAGUGCAACGCCUACAUCUGAAGUGAAAAGAGCUAAAACACCAACUCAUGAUUUUUUAACACCAAGAACUCCUUUAGGUCGCCCUAAGACACCCUCAUUUCAUGUGUCCCGUGCCAAAACACCUGUUUUUGAAAUAUCAAGAACCAACCCACUUUUAUUCGCUGUAUCACCCAUUACUACAGAGGCACAGAUAUCUAACACACCAACACCUGGUACUAAUGCUGCCUGUCAGUCUUUGUCUGACCCUUCAAAAUCAUCUUCAACUAUUCUAGGUGCAAGAACUCUGAAUGGGGAAGAGACGUCAAAAGAGACUCCCACAGCUAAAUCACCUCCUCAGAACACUUCAAAACCAGAGGCUCCUCGACACGAAAAUCCUGUAGUUGAGUCUGCCAGACCAAAGACCCCGACAGGUCUAUUAGGCUAUCAAAGACCCAAGACUCCAACAGGUGUUGCACCCACAUUUGGGUACCAAAGGCCCAAGACUCCAACAGAUAUCACACCGAAAUCUGCUGCACCCUCCUAUGGGUACCAAAGACCCAAGACUCCAACAAUUGUCACACUAAAGCCUACAGCGCCCACAGAUGGGUACCAAAGACCCAAGACACCAACAAAAGAAACAUCAAAACCUACAGCACCCUCAGAUGGGUAUCCAAGGCCCAAGACUCCCACCAAUGAAGGGCAUAAACCUAUGACUCCAACAAUUGAGUAUCAAAAACCACAACCACCAGCAGGGUAUCAAAGACCAAAGACUCCCACAGCUGGGGUAUCAUCUAUAGGAUUUCAAAGGCCCAAGACACCAACAUAUGUGGAUCCUAAACCAAGCCAUACCUAUUAUGGGUUGACUCCUGCUGCAUAUGUUGCCCAUGGUGGAAUCCAAAGUUUUUCACCUUUAUUUGGAAUAUCCAGGUCUAAGACGCCGACUCAAGAGGAAUCUAAAACCCAAGAGCUAGAAGCAUCUAAAACACCUACCCAAGAGUUACCUGUAAAAUCAUAUCCUUUGCCCGAGGUGUCAAACCAGGAAGCACCCUUCAAAGAACUGGAAAAAACUAUUUCAAGUGAGGCCAUAGUAUCCAUGACAGUAGUUAAGCUUCCGCUUCCAACCAUUGUUGUUACACAAGCUGAAGAGGUCUCAGAAACAAGAGUAUCCACAGCUGUGACCAGCAAAAUAUCAACUCCCAUUGGUGAAAUGCCAAAGGUUAAAACUGUGGCAAACACAAGACCAUGGGCUAAAUCUCCAACACCAGAGGUUAAAACCCCAGUGAAGACACCAACUUAUGGAGUUUACCCAAAACCCAAGACACCCACCCCAGAAACCCAACGCAAGACAAUACCUCCUUUCUCAAAAACAGAAUCUCCUGUGGCUAAAGCCAGUGUGGUGCAACAGAAAGAGUUGAAGGAAUCAACAGAGCCUAAAAUGCCAACCAAAGCAACCUCUGAGGCUAAACCAGUAGGGACAAAGCCAACCAAUUCUUCUCCACUUGCAAAGACUGCAUCUCCUGAGAAUCUUUUGUUGCCGGCUAAACCAAAGAAUAACCAGGAAGCCAAACCUGAAAAAGUGGUAUCAGCUCCAACCACACCAUUGACAGAGAAGAAGGAAGAGAGGAAAGACUCUUUCCCAGCAGCUGAACCUCUUCUUAAAGUGAUCCAAAAGCCAAAGGGCAUGAUGAAGUCUAAACUCAGUGGUUGGUCACGGCUCAAGAAGCACAUGGUAGUGGAAGAAGAACCACCUAUGUUCACAGAAUCAGAUCCUAAGAAAGAAACCGCCAAGGUGACUGAGCAGGAAGGAGGUGAAGUGAAAAAGGAUGAAAAGGUGUUAUUUAAAGACAUGGUGGCAGCCGUAACAGCUGACGAUCCUCCCAAGGCAGCGAAGAAGUGGGAUUCUCUUCUCUUCGAUAUGUUCUCCACUAAAGAGAAGAUUAUGCAGGUGAUUGAAGCCAGCAAAAGUGAGGAGGAGAGGAAAGAGCAGCCAAAGGAUGCAGGGAAAGAAAUCCCAUCCUUCGCCCAUCGUCUGCCUGUUCUCCUUUUCAGCCCAAAGUUUGAUGCCAAAAGGCUAAGAGAGGCUGCGUCAAGGCCACUAACUAAAAUUUCGACAGUGUUUGAGAUGGGUCUCAUAGGGCGUAAAAAUAAAGAUGAGGAACCAAAAGACUUUAACAGAACAGCUAGAGGGUUCACUUGUCCUUAAACCAUGUAUUUUUGGACUGGUAAAGAUUAAACUGAGAAGAACAUUUAGAAAAAUUCUAUUGUUAAAUGUUUUAUGUGCACUGGUGUAGAAAUGGUAGUCAUAAUGUACAGUUCCCAUCUCUCGGCUUGACACAGGAUACAAUAUUUAAGACAGUCUCAUAGAGAAUGUGGUCUUAACUUUAUACUUGAUAAAUGCACCAUGUUGCAUUUUGAGCACUGAUUGUUUUGUCGUCUGACUAUGUUACACAUUUGUGUGAAUGUCUCUUUCUCUGAUAAUAUGAAAAUAUUACCUUGACAAUCAGAGGAUAAGGGAAAAUGUAUUGUUGUUUUAAAAUAAUUUAGACAUCUCGUGAGAUUAAAAUGUACAAAGAUUAAGUUAAUCUCUGAGUUAAUUUUUUUGUCCACUGUUGAACCCUGAUAGGACAAUGAGAUUCUUUUUCAGAAGGGGUCCUGAGACUGUAGUGUAAUGUACUUAGGUACACCAUUUACUAAAAACGAUAACUCUCAGUUAUAGUACAUGUCUUGAAAUCGCAGAUGAGUGUAGAGCCUAUAGACUGUAGUGAUGCAGGUUUUGGGCAUCUGAAGAAACUUGACUCCAGGGCAUUUAGAGAAAUGUUUCCAAAGAUGGAUGAAAAAAAGAGGAGAGGAUGAAAGUAGUAGUGAAGUAGGACUGUAUAUUUCCCAAAAUGGUGCUAUUUAAUGGUGCUUUCAAAUAGACUAGAUAUUCAGGUGAUACUUUUUUUUUUAGAAUGUUUGAGUAGCCUGCAGAUGCUUAUACCAGCUUGGUAUCCUUCCCUUUUUUGGACUACAGGUCAGUGAGAGUGUUAUUUGAGAAAUAGGGUUGCUAACUCCUGUGGGGGACAAGUCAGCUCUAUGAAGGAUGUGUUUGACUGUUGGUGUGGGUGGAUAAGAGGUCAGGGAAAGGGGUUGUGGGAUAUGGAAGGCAGUGACGACAGACGCUAAGACAAAUGUAUACAGGAAGUCCCUAAGGCCAAAUCCUAACUGGAGAUCCACGAAUCUCCCAUUGACAUCAAUGCAGGAUUAACGUGAAAGUAAAAUAGACUGAAAUAUCAUGUUUCACACACAGUUUUCAAAUACACAGCUUUCAAACGAGGGCUCCGGAAGGGUCAAGAACUGAGAGUGACAUUUGACCUUGAGUUUCUGUAGGUUCGUCAGCUUGUUGUAGGUGCUUUGCGUUUUUCUUUCAUGCAUGUCUAUAUUAAAAAGAUUAAGAACAUUGUCUGUUAUUGACAGAGUGAUGUUCAACUGCUUUGGAAUCUGAGAUUUUGCUGCAUAAGUUUACAGUAAAUGUUAUUUUCUAUAUAUUUUUGAUAAAACAGAAAAUAAAAAAGUUUGAAUAGAACAUUUUUUAUGUUGGUUAAUGUUUGACAUAGAAAGUUCAUCUUGAGCUAUACAAUUAAAUAGAGAUAAUUAAUUCUGUAGUGAAGAUAACGGGCAGAUCAAGGGCUAUUGCCCUUUGGUGUUUGAUAGAAGUCAUGCUAUUUAAUUGUAGCUGGUAUUUUGUAGAUUUAAAUGUUUUAUUUUUAUCCGCAGGACCAGCAGAAUAAAAAGGUGUUUUUUUGCCUCAGAAAA